Messenger RNA from Chelonia mydas (Green sea turtle), 1095 nucleotides. RefSeq names its product VWFA and cache domain-containing protein 1-like. The record is from RefSeq and is a predicted model, not a curated record. Gene Ontology annotation, molecular function: voltage-gated calcium channel activity. Lineage: Eukaryota; Metazoa; Chordata; Testudines; Cheloniidae. Bases 43 to 1095 code for a protein of 350 amino acids. Gene Ontology annotation, cellular component: voltage-gated calcium channel complex. The transcript has 6 exons.
CAGUUGUAAACUGCUAUGGAAACUGUAUGCUGAGAGGUCAUCAUGAUGUCAAUAUGUUUGUGUCAUUUCAGGCCUGUCUACGUCUCUACGGUUAGACCCCAAUCUAAACACAUAGUUAUCAUUGUGGACCAUGGGGCUUCAGUCACAGAGACACAACUUCAAAUUGCCAAAGAUGCAGCUCAGGUCAUUCUGAGCUCUAUAGAUGAACAUGAUAAGAUCUCAGUGCUAACUGUGGCAGACACAGUAAGAACCUGCUCACUGGAUCAGUGCUAUAAGACAUUUUUGUCUCCUGCCACUAGUGAGACAAAAAGGAAGAUGUCCACCUUCGUUAGUAGUAUAAAGUCAUCUGACAACCCUACCCAGCAUGCAGUGGGAUUUCAAAAGGCUUUUCAAUUAAUACGAAAUACAAACAAUGGCACAAAGCUCCAAGGAAUUACAGAUAUGGUCGUAAUUUACCUGUCAGCUGGGAUUACAUCAAAAGAUGCUUCAGAUGAUGAUAAAAAGGCUACUCUCCGUGUCAUCAAUGAAGAAAAUAGUUUCCUCAAUAACUCAGUUAUGAUUCUCACUUAUGCACUCAUGAACGAGGGAGUGACAGGUUUAAAAGAACUGGCAUUUCUCCGAGAUCUGGCAGAACAGAACUCAGUGAAGUAUGGAGUGCCUGAUCGAACUGCCUUACCUGUGAUCAAGGGGAGUAUGAUGGUCUUGAACCAGCUCAGUAACUUGGAAACCACAGUGGGUCGAUUUUAUACAAACCUCCCCAAUCGAAUGAUUGAUGAGGCGGUCUUCAGCCUGCCCUUCUCCGAUGAAAUGGGAGAUGGUCUGAUAAUGACUGUAAGUAAACCUUGUUACUUUGGAAACAUGCUGCUUGGGAUUGUGGGAGUGGAUGUUAACCUGGCAUAUAUCUUGGAGGAUGUCACCUAUUAUCAAGAUUCUUUGGCUUCCUACACAUUUCUCAUAGACAAUAAAGGGUAUACUCUUAUGCAUCCAUCCCUUACAAGGCCUUAUUUGCUGUCUGAACCACCACUUCACACUGACAUCAUACAUUACGAGAACAUUCCAAAAUUUGAAUUGGUUCGGCAGAACAUCCUUAGGUAA